AUGAACCAAGUCGUUGAUUUAAGUCUCCACGUUAUAUCCAAUCAAUUUCUAUAUAAUUUAAAUCCCAGGGAGCAGAUUCAGGCUUAUGUAUUUGAUGUGGUUCGAGCUAUUGUUCCAAGAAUGGCAUUGGAUGAGCUUUUCGAGCAGAAGGGUGAGGUUGCCAUAGCUGUCUUGGAGGAAUUGGAGAAGGUGAUGGGAGCCUAUGGCUACUGCAUAGAGCACAUUUUGAUGGUUGACAUUAUACCUGAUGAUACUGUACGCAGGGCAAUGAACGAGAUCAAUGCAGCUCAACGACUUCAGCUUGCUAGUGUAUACAAAGGUGAAGCCGAAAAGGUGCUCCAAGUCAAAAGGGCAGAAGCUGACGCUGAAGCCAAGUACCUUGGUGGGGUUGGUGUUGCCAGGCAGAGGCAGGCAAUCACAGAUGGUUUGAGAGAGAACAUACUGGAGUUCUCACACAAGGUGGCAGGCACAUCAGCUAAGGAGGUGAUGGAUCUCAUCAUGAUCACACAGUACUUUGACACCAUCAAAGACCUCGGCAACUCAUCUAAGAACACCACUGUUUUCAUCCCUCAUGGCCCUGGUCAUGUAAGAGACAUCGGCGACCAGAUUCGCAAUGGGUUGAUGGAGGCAUCCUGUGCUCAAAUUGAUGAGCAGUGAUACCAUUCACCAGGCAUCUUCCAAAGCACAUUUUCUUUGAAUUUGAAUGCAAGAUGGUAAAAAAUACGAUUUAUGUAAAUAGGAUGAAAUCCUAUAUUUUAAGUUUGUCAUUGAACAUGUAUUAUGAGUUUUUUAUGCUCGAGUUGCCCUUUUCGCUAAUGGAAAAGAAAACUAUCCUUCGAAAACCUUUUUUACCA
Populus euphratica (Euphrates poplar) is the source of this 854-nucleotide messenger RNA. Its product is annotated as protein PPLZ12. NCBI's taxonomy places the organism in Eukaryota, Viridiplantae, Streptophyta, Magnoliopsida, Malpighiales, Salicaceae. The coding region runs from base 1 to 657 and encodes 218 amino acids. The record is from RefSeq and is a predicted model, not a curated record. The transcript has 5 exons.